Molecule: messenger RNA, 378 nt
Organism: Bacidia gigantensis
Lineage: Eukaryota; Fungi; Ascomycota; Lecanoromycetes; Lecanorales; Ramalinaceae
Exons: 2
Coding region: 1-378 (125 amino acids)
Source: RefSeq, a predicted model, not a curated record
AUGUCGAGGUUUGCACUCAUUUUCGCUGAGCUUUACACGUCGCGAGGGCAGGCUUACGUGCGAGGAGAGGUUGGAAUUGUGGAGAGAAGCAAAUUUGAGAAGAAGAGUGGACGAGCAAAGCAGCUGGAAGUAAUUGAGAGGUCUAUGGGUAAAAACGACGUGUGUGUGGUACAGAGAAUGUUUGUGAAGAAGAAAAGAAAGAGCCUGGGCCAGCAGGAAUUUAUUGAAAAUCGAGGCGCUGGUGAUAGUUUCUGUGGAGACACCUCCACGAAAAAGCAUGACAAAAUCAUCGAGGUGGUUAACAGUGAGAGUGUAUAUGCCAGAAAAGAGGGUUCGAUGGCAUAUAAAGCCGUGAAGAAUGAGUCAGAGGCAGAUUAA